UCGUUCCUUUAACCAGAGUGCCCUGAUCUAGGCUGCCGGUUUAUAUACAAUAAGGUACCACAUCAAAAUGAUAUGUUUGGAUGACUUUGAGAAGUAUGCACGAGACAAUCUUCCUCGAAGUGUCUUUAAUGUUGUCAGUUGUGGUGCAGAUGAUCAACAGACCCUCCAUGACAAUCGGAAUGCAUUCAAAAGAAUUCGCAUCCGUCCCAGGGUUUUAAGAGACGUUUCCAAGAGAGAUUUAUCAGCAACCAUUCUUGGCCAGCAUGUACCAUUUCCUUUUGGUAUAAGCCCAUCAGGCCUUCAUAAACUGGUGUGCAGUGAUGGGGAAACUGCAACAGCAAGGGCUGCAUCUUCCGUGGGCGUCAUAAUGAUUCUUAGCAGCUACUCAAACAGUAGCAUCGAGGAAGUUACAAAUGCAGCACCCACCGCCCAUCUUUGGCUUCAAGUUUACAUCUUCAAAGAUCGGGAAAUAACAGCAGAGCUAGUACAUAGAGCAGAGCGGGCUGGUUAUAAAGCCAUCGUGGUUACAGUCGACACUCCAUAUGCUGGCAACAAAAUAGAUGUAAAUCGAUAUGGUGGAUUCAACCCCCAAGUCAGAUUGCCAAACUUAGAGUCAAGUUGUCUUCGACCUUUAUGCGACUCGUUAGAGCUUUCAGCAUCAGUUACUUGGUCUGAUAUAACAUGGAUUCAAAGUCUCUCAAGUCUACCUGUCGUUGUCAAAGGAAUCAUGUCAGGAGAUUGUGCGAGAGAAGCAAUGGCGGCUGGGGUGGAUGGUAUAAUGGUGUCUAAUCAUGGAGGAAGACAACUGGACGGUGUUCCAGCAAGCAUUGAUGUGUUACCAGAAGUCAUUGCUGAAACUCAAGGCACUAACGUAGAAGUAUACUUGGACGGUGGAGUCCGCCUUGGUACUGACGUCUUGAAGGCACUAGCUCUAGGAGCCAGGGCAGUGUUCAUUGGACGACCUAUAUGGUGGGGUCUAACCUACAAAGGUGAGGAAGGAGUGAGGCAAGUACUUGAUAUUCUCCGAGACGAAUUGAGUCUGGCCAUGGCCCUUUCAGGUUGUGCUUCAGUGAAAGAUGUCAGUUCAUCCCUACUGGUUAGAUGCCCUACCAGUAACCUGUAACCGUCAGACCCUUCCUCUUAUAACCAGGGCCCAAUUUCAUAGCGCUGCUUAACAGUAAGCAAAUUUGCGUGCUUACUGUAGCAGAAAAAUUUGCUU
Messenger RNA from Asterias rubens (European starfish), 1219 nucleotides. RefSeq names its product hydroxyacid oxidase 1-like. The record is from RefSeq and is a predicted model, not a curated record. Gene Ontology annotation, molecular function: oxidoreductase activity; FMN binding. Lineage: Eukaryota; Metazoa; Echinodermata; Asteroidea; Forcipulatida; Asteriidae. The transcript has 8 exons. The coding region runs from base 68 to 1123 and encodes 351 amino acids.